ACCAAUGGACAAGAGGCAUGGCACAAACGCAUAUGUAACGCUGUUGGCUGGUUGAGUUUUUAGGACCGGAAACGAUGGGUGUGUAUCCGGAGUAGCUAGAUAUUCAAAAUCGAAAGACUUUUCAGAAAGACCGGUGAUUAUGGAGCUGCGGCCGUUGGUCAUGUGCUUUGCGCUGUGCGUGGUCUAUGCCUUUAGUAAACCCACCAUCGAGAAAAAGGACCGCGUCCACCAUGACGACCCGCUUAGCAACCGCGACCAUGAAGAUGCAGAGAACUUUGAUUACGACCACGAGGCGUUUCUAGGACAGGACGAGGCCAAGACCUUCGAUCAGCUCACACCAGAGGAGAGCAAGGAGAGACUUGGUAUGUUGGUAGAGCAUAUAGAUGAGGACAAGGAUGGGUAUGUGUCAGUAGAGGAGAUGAGAAAGUGGAUCAAACACAGUCAGAAGAGGUGGAUCUAUGACGACGUGGACCGCCAGUGGAAAGGUCAUGACCAUAAUGGAGAUGGACUUGUGUCCUGGGAGGAGUACAAGAAUGCUACAUAUGGAUACAUACUGGAUGAUCCAGACCCAGAGGAUGGCUUCAGCUACAGACAGAUGAUUUCACGCGAUGAGAGGAGGUUCAAAAUGUCUGACCUGGAUGCUGACCUGAAGGCCAAUAAAGAGGAGUUUACAGCCUUCCUCCAUCCUGAGGAGUACGACCAUAUGAAGGAUAUAGUUGUACUGGAGACCAUGGAGGACAUUGAUAAGAACGGAGACGGCUUUAUAGACCUUGAGGAGUACAUAGGUGACAUGUAUAACCAAGAGGGGGAUCCGUCAGAGCCAGAGUGGGUGAGGACCGAGAGAGAACAGUUUACGGAGUUCAGAGACACAAACAAAGAUGGCCGCAUGGACAAGGAGGAGACCAAAGACUGGAUCCUGCCUUCAGACUAUGACCACGCAGAGGCAGAAGCCAAACACUUGGUCUACGAGUCAGAUAAUGACAAGGAUGGCAAACUGACUAAGGCAGAGAUCGUUGAGAAGUAUGACCUCUUCGUUGGUAGCCAGGCUACUGACUUUGGAGAAGCCUUGGCAAGACACGAUGAAUUCUAACCCUUCCACUUCCCAUGCUGGGUUGGGCUCAAUUCCAAUUCAACUCAGUCAUGGAAUUUAAAAUCUCAAUUUUAAAGUAGCGCACUAUAUGGAGUGACAUUUGAGAUGGAGUUUUUCACUCUGAUGCCAAGGACAAUUUAUUUGAUUUCCUGGCCUAUUAUACACUAGUGAAUGCAUUACUUUGUACUAAGUAGUACACAAUCAGGACACCUUGUUCCAGCUCUGCCUCCACCACCCUCUCGGACAAUGGAAAGGAUAUUUCCUUUGGCUUGUCUUUUUGUUUGCAGAGCAACUUUGUUAUAAAAAAAAAAAAAGAUUUAUAGAAGACAGUAAGUGUUUGUUCAAACAAGGUUACAAAAACAAUAUCGUGCAUGCAAUUAUGUGCCGAACUGCGUGUUGGGGUCAAUUCAGUGUUCAAUUUAGGAAGGGAAAUAAAAUGUAAUAGGAAACUAAUUGAAUUGAUUUCAACCCUGGUGUGUGUAUAGGGGCGGCAGGUUAGCCUAGUGGUUAGAGUGUUGGACUAGUAACCGGAGGUUGCAAGUUCAAAUCCCUGAGCUGGCAAGGUACAAUCUGUCGUUCUGCCCCUGAACAGGCAGUUAACCCACUGUUCCUAGGCCGUCAUUGAAACUAAGAAUAUGUUCUUAACUGACUUGCCUAGUUAAAUAAAGGUAAAAUAAAAAUAGCAGUGUGUGUACUCUGCUAUGCACUGGACUAUGAAGGGGAGCUAUAACACGGGGGGGGCACUCUAUGGGCUACCACCACAAACUGCUCUUUGAGUUGAUACGCAGACCAGCAAUGUGGCCAAUCCUGCCGGGGUUAGUGGUUGUAAUCCAAGGAGUGUGCCUGAAAAUCUUCAUGCUUCGGCCAAUAGCGGUCCUCGGUGACCCCUGCGUGCAGGUUUUAGUCCCUUGGUGAUGCUUCAUUAGGGGUUAGAUCAGUGUUUCUCAACUUUAGUCCGAGAACCUCCUGGGUCAUACAUUUCUGAUCUAGUCCCUGUAUUAGCACAAAAUAUUCUGUGCUAGUACAGGGCUGGAACAUCCUGUUUUAUUUUGGAAUCUGCUGAAUUCUAUGCUGUGCCACACUACACAAUCAUACACAAACUACACUAUGUUUGGAGGAUUAUUAUUCCCCUCAGGCUUCUUGAGUUAUUGUUGUCAUAACUGUAUAAUGCCCCUCACUGUAUGACCAUCUAUAACCACUGUUAUUGGUCUGGUUCAACUUGACUUAAACCCUCUAUUAUAAGGGCUAUUUAACACUGCCAUAAUGUCAUAAACAGUCAUGACUGUUGGUGUAAAAUCAGUUGUGAUAAAUUGACACAGUAUGAUUGUUUAUGACAUGUUAUGUAGCCCUUAUGACAGAGAGUUCUAGUAAAGUGUUUGCGUUGUCUUAUAUAAUAUAUAAUGUAUAUGAUAUAGCUGUUUUUUUUACACACAAUGCAGUGCCAUGCCUGUCACUGGUGACUGCCCUGUACAUACAUUGUCACCUGUUUGUCGACAGUGUGUGUGCUGUUACCAAUCAUAUGGAGAAGUGUUUUUCUGAUUAAAAGGAUUUUGUACCGA
Messenger RNA from Oncorhynchus tshawytscha (Chinook salmon), 2649 nucleotides. RefSeq names its product calumenin-B. The transcript has 7 exons. Lineage: Eukaryota; Metazoa; Chordata; Actinopteri; Salmoniformes; Salmonidae. The coding region runs from base 140 to 1090 and encodes 316 amino acids. Gene Ontology annotation, cellular component: endoplasmic reticulum. The record is from RefSeq and is a predicted model, not a curated record. Gene Ontology annotation, molecular function: calcium ion binding.